UCGAUCUCCUCCUCACUCUUCUUCUUCUUCUUCUUCCUCUCCCCUUUCCUUUUCUCCCUCUUCGCCUCAUCUCUCUCGAUUCAGCCCUAGCAAUGGCGAACGACGCCAUCCCCUCCUCCUCCUCGUCGUCGGAGGCCGCGGCGGAAGAGGAGGAGAAGAAGAAGAAGAGGCGUAGUGGCCGCGGAGGCGGCGGCGGAGGAGUGGUGUCGCGCGUGUGGAAGGGGAUCUUCGGAGCGGGACAUGACUUGGAGAAGGAGCUUCGGCGCCUCUCCGUGGCGGAGGCCUCCGCCCACGCGCGGAUCAAGCGAAGGGCCCAAGCCACGCGCGCGAUGAGGACGAACCUCGUCGUCGUAUCGAUCGCUCUUGAGGGUUUGGCUGUUGCAUAUGCUAUCAUGACGACAAGAUCAUUGGAUUUGAACUGGCAGAUGAGGGCAGUUAGAGUGAUGCCUUUGUUUGUGCUUCCUGUUUUAGCUGUUGUCAUCUACUCGACACUUGGGAGCGUCAGAAGAAUGUUGGAUAGCAAGGACCAGAAAGCGCUUGAGAGGCUCCGUGAAGAAAGGCAAGCGAAGAUAACUGAGCUGAAGGAGAGGACAAAUUACUACACUACACAACAGCUUAUUCAGAGAUACGACCUUGAUCCUGCUGCCAAGGCCGCAGCAGCAACUGUUCUGGCAUCUAAACUUGGAGCAGAUUCUGGGUUGAAAUUUUAUGUUGGAGAUGAAUCAAAUACCAGUCCCUCAUUGGGAGUUAGCAAUGAUGUUAACCCGGCGCAACCUACUCAGCUCCGACACAGAAAACCAGCUUCUGGCAAAAGUGCUGCCGCAGUAAGCAGCCAAGAAGCUCACUUCUUUGAUGAUUCCUUAAAUGAGUACGACGAAAAUGCCGGGGAAAUUGCUUCUCCAAAUCAGAGUUUUGUUGGACAUAAUAAAGGUUCAGCUGGUAGUGACGGGGGAUGGCUCGCUCGAAUUGCGGCUUUGCUUGUAGGAGAAGAUCCGACACAGUGCUAUGCGCUGAUCUGCAGCAACUGCCAUAUGCAUAAUGGAUUUGCGAGGAAAGAGGAUUUUCUAUUUAUAACAUAUUAUUGCCCUCAUUGCCACGCAUUAAACGGGUCUCGACAGCAAGCGGAAAACGAAAUGAUUUUGAAUUCUGAGAGGGAAACUCCGAUUUCUCAAGCUGAUGGUAAUGAUGCGUUCAACGACGCGAGCAAUUCGAGCUCGAUCACCGGCAGUCCAUUUGCAAACACUCCAACAGCUGCCAAAGAAAUGCCUCAAGGAGACAACGGCGACGAGGAAGGAAAUGAUGUUCAUACUAAUUAGGAAUUUGCAUUCAGUAUUAUAUGUAAUGCUUUUACAAUGAGAUAGCUUCUGUUGAAGGGAAAAUUCGUUUGUUUGUCGAUGAUUCCGCAUAAAGAGAGGAAAGGAGCAUGUUGUGUAAAAUAAUUACUAAUUCUUUUUGAGAGUUAUGGUAAUUUUUGGCCAUUUUGUUAUAUACUGUGAGGAGUGGAAGGUACCAUAAUGGGGUUUUUGGGCGACUACACUUAUAGAAUUUUUUUUAAUUCUAAAAA
Messenger RNA from Ananas comosus (pineapple), 1564 nucleotides. RefSeq lists its product as uncharacterized. Gene Ontology annotation, biological process: endoplasmic reticulum tubular network organization. The record is from RefSeq and is a predicted model, not a curated record. Bases 93 to 1316 code for a protein of 407 amino acids. The transcript has 5 exons. Lineage: Eukaryota; Viridiplantae; Streptophyta; Magnoliopsida; Poales; Bromeliaceae. Gene Ontology annotation, cellular component: endoplasmic reticulum tubular network.